Messenger RNA from Lichtheimia ornata, 900 nucleotides. RefSeq lists its product as uncharacterized. The coding region runs from base 1 to 900 and encodes 299 amino acids. Gene Ontology annotation, biological process: regulation of gene expression. The transcript has 5 exons. Gene Ontology annotation, molecular function: nucleic acid binding. NCBI's taxonomy places the organism in Eukaryota, Fungi, Mucoromycota, Mucoromycetes, Mucorales, Lichtheimiaceae. The record is from RefSeq and is a predicted model, not a curated record.
AUGCCAUCCACGUCUAAUGUAGCCCCACGAAAGAUUGGCCAUGUCAAGUUUUUUAAUUCAGUCAAGGGUUACGGCUUCAUUAUCCCUGACGAUAGCACUGCGGAUCAACCUAUUGUUGAAGUGUUUGUACACCACACAGCAAUCAACGGCAAUGGAUUCAAAAGUCUGGCCGAGGUUGAGUAUGAUAUGAUUCAAGGCCCAAAAGGCAUGCAAGCUGCCAAUGUCUCUGGUCCAGGUGGUGUUCCUGUUCAAGGUGAUCCAAACGCUCGUCGACCUUACCAGAAUUAUCACCGGCGAUUCCAAAAUAAUCGUGGCUCAUCCGCAGCAGCCGUAGAUGGAAGACAAUAUGGUUACCCCACCAUGUAUGGAAUGAUGCCACCAGGAGGAGGAGCUGCUGCACCACCACCACCUUAUGGAUAUACAGCGUUUUAUGGUCCAUAUCCUGCUGCUGCUGCUGCUGCACCUCCACCACCUCCACCACAAGCAGCAGCCAUGAAUGGCCAAGAUAAUAAUGGACCCAAUUCACCCCCAGCAUUAUUCCGACAACAUGCACAUCAUCACCAUCCACAUCAUCAACAACAACCUAUGUUUGCAUAUUCCUAUCAGCCUGGCAUUUCUGGUGCUGCGGUAUCUGAUACAUCAGCUGUGUAUCCUCAUUCACCCCCUACACCCAUGGCUAUGUAUUAUCCUUAUCCACAACAACAGCCAUAUUUUAUUCCAUCCACAAUGCAGGGUUUCGUAUCGGCCUCAGCAUCGUCAACUUCAUCUUCCAAUCAAAGUGCAUCCAGCAUCUCAAACAACACAACACCAACAUGCGAACAUGGACCAUCAACCAACAACAAGCAAGCACAAGCACCAGCAGCCGUUCAUCAAAUGGCUGUAGCCGAAAUCCCCACUUGA